GCCGUCCGACGCCGGCGGUGGGAAUUUGGAAUUUGGAAUUUGGAAUUGGAAGGUCGCAAGUGCCGUGUCUGCUUUCCUGGCUCCUGGAGCCUCGAAUCCACCUCGUCUCAAUAGCCUGCUUUGCGCCGCUCGCUCAUCACUGGUCCUUCAGGAUCCCCUAGGAGAGAUAGCAAUCCGUUCCUUUCCCCAUGAGCAAAUCAAUUCGUCGCCGGCUGUGUAUCGUCUUGGCUCUCGCGAUAUCUCAUUGCAUCGUCACGCAGAUCCACGAUCCGCCAAAAUUGUUGUCUCUAAGCCCGGGCUUCUGGUCCCUGUACUUCGUACGGUCUUGGUCGACAGUGCCCCACCACGACUUGGCUUCGGCUGGGCCUGGGCGCACCAUUCAUGACGCCGUUGCUCGUAUUUAGUCGUCUUACUUUCAGGGUUGCGAGGCGUCAGGAGACGCCUUAAACAGCGGAAAAGAUACUCGUCGCAUCUCCGC
Messenger RNA from Ilyonectria robusta, 478 nucleotides. RefSeq lists its product as uncharacterized. The transcript has a single exon. Lineage: Eukaryota; Fungi; Ascomycota; Sordariomycetes; Hypocreales; Nectriaceae. Bases 189 to 404 code for a protein of 71 amino acids. The record is from RefSeq and is a predicted model, not a curated record.